Molecule: messenger RNA, 3927 nt
Organism: Salvelinus fontinalis (brook trout)
Lineage: Eukaryota; Metazoa; Chordata; Actinopteri; Salmoniformes; Salmonidae
Product: oxysterol-binding protein-related protein 3-like
Exons: 22
Coding region: 163-2700 (845 amino acids)
Cellular component (GO): plasma membrane; cytosol; perinuclear endoplasmic reticulum
Molecular function (GO): cholesterol binding
Source: RefSeq, a predicted model, not a curated record
UUACUCGCGAGUCAUUGGACCAAAAGGCAUCCCAGCCUCAGCAUUCAUUCACGCACACAACAAGCCAUGGAGUAAUACUUCCUUCAAUUUGUGCUGGAUUUCAUUCACUGCAGUUUUCAUCUCAAACGUUGGUAGUCAUGGUGACAGUCUCUUGAUGUCGGAAUGCUAAGUAACAGGAAGAUGACAUCAGUGUCCCCUACCCACAGUGACGGCAGCGCCAGCUCGUCCAAACAUGACAACCAUCAGGACAGCUGGGAGAUCAUCGAGGGCCUGAAGGGUAACCCUGGCAACAUCCAGGAGCCAGAGAAACAGGAGGGCUUCCUGCUCAAGAGGAGGAAAUGGCCCAUGAAAGGAUGGCAAAAGAGAUACUUCUUGCUGGAGAAAGGCAUUCUGAAGUACUCAAAACGUGGAGCUGAUAAGGGCAAGCUGCAUGGCUGCAUUGAUGUGGGGCUGUCUGUCAUGUCAAUCAAGAAGAAAACCAAGGCCAUAGAUCUGGACACCAACAACAACAUUUAUCACCUCAAGGUGAAGUCUGACAAGUCUCAGGAAAUGAAGUCACAGCAGCUGUUUGAUGAUUGGGUAUCAAAGCUGCGACAUCACCGUGUCUUCCGUCAAAACGAGAUCGCGAUGUACCCCCACGAGAGGCUUCUAUUCCACCCCUCCUCACACCUCUCUCCCAACCCCAACGACUCCAUGAGACAGCGCCACUCCAGUCUGGCUAAGCAGGCGUCAGUUGUCCAACAGGCUAAGUUCAGUGCCUGGCUCCACUCCUCAGAAGACAUGGAAAAGUGCUGCAGAGAUUUAGAGGAGUGUGAGUCUUACCUGUUGGAACUCAACCUGUUACUGAAGAGUAUGGAGGUUCUCCACCGCACUUACUCUGCCCCCGCCAUCAGCCUCAUGGCCUCAACAUACGACAUUCCCAAGAAGGAGAAGAGGGGUCCCAGGAAGUGGCGUUCAAAAAAUACCAAAGAUACCAAAAAAGAUAUCAUAGCCACGCUACAGGUUCCUGGCUGUGUCUCCCCACCUGCCUCUCCUCAUCUCCAUACCUCCCACCCAAAUCUCUCUACUGUUGAAGCUAACAUCCAGGAGGCCUUUGCUUUCCUGGACUCCCCAGACUCACCUACUGAUGCCAACCGCCUCCAGGAGGACUUCUGCAGGCUCGCUAACAACAUUCACUCCACUCUGCGGUCAGCCUAUAGUUCUCUGUCAGCAGAGAGAGACAGAGUGAGACAUACUAUUGACCUGAAGGCUCCUCCUCCAGCACAGGUCAUGGGCCUCAAGACUGACUAUGGCUCAGUGAGUAAGGAUCUCCCAGAUGGAUCCCGCCCCCUUGUCCACCAGGUGUCCAAUGAGAGUCGAGCGUCCAUCCCUGAGUCCAUGUCCGAGUUCUUUGAUGCUCAGGAGUACCAGCUGACCUCCAGCUCCUCUGAGAACGAGGCCUCUGAUGAUGACUCAUAUAUCAGCGACGUCAGCGACAGCCUUUCCAUGGACAACGGCUACAGCAAUGAGAGAGGAAGCGAGAGACAUGACUCAGCAGGCUCAGGAGGAAGUGGUGUUCAGGUGGCCCGCAGGCGGACUACCCUCCCCUCCCCCCAGCCCAGCAGCAGCAGUGUCAGUCUAUGGAACAUCCUCAAGAACAACAUAGGGAAGGACCUGUCCAAGGUAGCCAUGCCUGUUCAGCUCAACGAGCCUCUCAACACACUACAGAGACUGUGUGAGGAGGUGGAGUACUCUGAGCUGCUGGAUACAGCGAACCACACACAGGACCCGUACCAGAGAAUGGUGUAUGUGGCGACGUUUGCGGUGUCUGCGUACGCCUCCAGUUACCACCGGGCAGGAAGUAAACCCUUUAACCCCGUCCUAGGAGAGACCUACGAGUGUGACAGACCUGACAAGGGCUUCCGGUUCAUAGCAGAACAGGUGAGCCAUCACCCACCUGUGUCAGCAUGUCACUGUGACUCUAACAACUUCACUUUUUGGCAAGAUGUCCAGUGGAAGAAUAAGUUCUGGGGGAAAUCCAUGGAGAUUGUUCGCAUUGGAACCACUCAUGUGACCCUGCCAGCGUUUGGGGACCACUAUGAGUGGAACAAGGUAACUUCCUGCAUCCACAACAUCCUGAGUGGCCAGCGCUGGAUAGAACACUACGGAGAGAUGUCAAUCAAAAACACCAGCAGUGACGACUGCCAGUGUAAAGUGACUUUCGUCAAGGCGAGAUCGUGGAGCUCAACGGUUAACGAGAUAGAGGGCAUGGUCACGGACACAGGGGGGCGUGUCAUCCACUCCUUCUUUGGCAAAUGGCACGAGGGCGUGUACCAAGGAGUCCCACCUUCUGCUAUUUGCAUCUGGAGAGCAAACCCCAUGCCUGUGGACCAGGACCAGUACUAUGGCUUCACUCAGUUUGCUGUAGAGCUGAAUGAGCUUGACGCUGCCCUGAAGCCCCUCCUACCCCCCACAGACACACGCUUCCGUCUCGACCAGAGGUGUUUGGAAGAAGGAAACGUUGAGGGGGCUGAGGAGCAGAAACGGAGGAUAGAGGAGCUCCAGAGGGGGAGGAGGAAAGUCCUGGAGGAGAACAAUGUGACACACAAACCACGCUUCUUCAAGAAAUCAAAGGAUGACACGUGGCUGAGCUCUAAUAUAUACUGGGAGCAGCGGAAGAACCCCAGGUUCAGCAGAGAGGACUUCCCUGUGCUGUGGUGACCUCUGACCUUACCUAUAACCCUGUGACCCCAUGGGAGCACAGAUCUAGGGUCAGAUUAUUUUCGCCUACAACAAACCUUAACCAAUACAGGGAAAACUCAAAACUGACCUUAGGUCAGCACUUGGGGACAACACUCUGUCCUGUUGACUAUGGACCGCUGAGUGUCAGGGCCCACGGCCAAAUUUGGGCUUCCUGCUUCUGUAGGUGGAGACGGAGACGGAGCUUUCACUUGACUCUGUGUUUAAAAGAAAAGAGCUUCCUGUUUUGUUUUUGUCAUUACUUUAGUCUAUCUUCAUUCAAUGUCAUCCUUUUCUCUGUAUAUUUGUCAAAUGUAUAUUUUAUGCUGUCACUUUAGUACGGAUGCAGUCCAGCCACCAAAGUGUCUUAAUCGAGCAAUAAGGCCCGAGGAGGUGUGGUAUAUGGUCAACAUACCACGGCUAUGCGGAGUGCCUGGAUACAGCAAUUAGCCAGGGUAUAUUGACCAUAUACCGCAAACCCCCAAGGUACCUUAUUAUUAUUAUAAACUGCUUACCAAUGUAAUCAGAACAGUAAAACUUUUAUUUUUUUUCUCAUACCCAUGGUAUACGGUCUAAUAUACCACAGCUUUCAGCCAAUCAGCAUUCAGGGCUCAAACCACCCAGUUUAUAAUAUGGAAUGAUUUACUACUCAGGGAAACCUGCUGUAGAUGAUUAUGCAAAUCCUCACUCACAGUUGGUGAGUUAAAGUGCCUCAUUGCACUUUUAUGAUGUCAUACCACUCUUAUUAAUGUAGUCUAAAGAAGCACACCGAUGGAGUCUUGUAACUAGGAGAUUGUACUUUUUCUAAAGGUCAAACACUUUACUGUACGAUUCUGUCCAAUCACAAUACAGACUGUCUUAACUCCUCAACCAUUGGCUGACAGAACUUAUGAAAUAAGGCCACAUGGAAAUUCAUAAGACUGAGUGUUAAUGCCUGUGUGCUGCCCUGUGAUAAGAUUAUAUGUACUGUAUAUCAGUAAAGUAGUAGAGCAUUAUCUAUGAAGAUGAACAAUAAAACAGUGGAACUGUUAUAAUAGAGUCAGAAUGACAACUUUGUGUGUGUGGUCAUGUGUUCGUUUGGCAUGUACAAUGCUUAAUUUGAGACAAAUUUUGUUCCGGAACCUACGUGUAUUUGGUCAGAUCCGGUUACUCUCAUGGCAUGAACAAUUAUUUUCAAUGUACAAAUUCUAAUAAAAGCAAUCAAAGUUC